GGAGGCAUUGACUCGCUCGGCUUCCUUCUUUCCUCAAAGCCGCGUGGCCUCCGAUACGAUAGCAGGUGAGAAACUAAAAAAGCCCAAAUGGCGGUGGGAGGUCGUCGUUUCCCCUCCCACCGAUCCCCACCCCUCGCGACGCCAUUUCCACUGCUACAUGAUCACUAGGGUUUCGCUGUCCCCAUAAGCUCCGAUGCGCUGGUGGAAGCGUUCCGCCUCCCCCUCCCGCUCCUCCUCCUCCUCCGCCUCCACGCCCGCGUCCCCCCCGCGCGCCUCCACCUCCCGCAUCAUCGGCGGCGGCGGCUCCAACCCCCGCCGCGAUGCAGGCGGGGAGCCGCGGCUAAUCAGGGCGCGGCGGAUGCGCUACGUCGUCGACGACCUCGAGGUCGGGGUCUCCGCGCUCGGGCUGGAUGCUCCGGCGACGAGGGACGCGUCGGCGGGGUUUGCGCUCGCGACGGCGAGCUCGACGCCGAUCUCUAGGUCGCCGAGUAACAUGGAGGUGGCGCCGGCGAGGUCGUCGUCGACGCCCGUGCUGCUGACGCACCCACUGCCGCUGCCCGGCGAGGGGGAGUCGCCGUGCCGCGGGCCCGGGAGGCCGCUUCCGUCGCCGACGCCGAGGAUGGUCGACGGGGACUGGAACGUGCGGGCGGCGGAAGCGCCCGGAGUUUUAGAUACUUGGGGCGAAAGGAUGCCGCCGUUGCUCACGCCAAGAUUGAUGGCCCAAACUGUACAAAAGACUCAUGAGCACAAUGAUUUACGGUUAAAUGGGACUACCUGUGGUCAACGGAGAAAGGGUUUUAAAGAGAAGUUCCAGGAUAACAGCUCUGCUGAAACUUUGAACUUCAGAUUGAACAUUCCUGCUAAAAGUGCUCCAAGCAGUGGGGUUUCAAGCCUUGCACAAAGUCCUCGAAGAUUGAGUAAUGUAGACUUCUCAGCUGCUGCAAUCUCUAUCCGAGAUACCAAUGUAUGGUCAGCGCGGUCAGUCUGGUCUUCUGAUCUGUUGGGAUCUUCACCUCCUUGUGCCUCCCCUGAAAAGUUUGCAGGUGGUCAGGAGCAUUCUCCUCGCUCUAGUCCAAUGAGAAGUCCGGUUCUAAGAUCAAGAAAUCCAAGUGCACCUCCAUCGCCGAUGCAUUCAAAGUUGUUCGUGGAGAACCAUGUUUGUCGUCCUGAAGGCAAUGGGAGUGCCGAUUUUCACCCAUUACCUCUCCCUCCUGCUUCUGUAAGCCCAAAUCAGACAAAUGUAAGCCACCAGUUAGUUCCGAAAGUUGAGAUGCCGUCAGUGGCUGGUCAAUGGCAAAAAGGAAAACUCCUUGGCAGUGGCACAUUUGGAUGCGUAUAUGAGGCCACAAAUAGGCACACCGGAGCUCUUUGUGCCAUGAAAGAGGUCAAUAUAAUUCCAGAUGAUUCUAAAUCUGCUGAGUCUUUGAAGCAAUUGGAACAGGAAAUAAAAUUUCUUAGUCAAUUUAAGCAUGAAAACAUAGUGCAGUAUUACGGCAGUGAAACUAUUGAAGAUAGGUUCUACAUAUACCUGGAAUAUGUUCAUCCUGGUUCAAUUCAUAAGUAUGUCCAUCAACAUUGUGGAUCACUGACAGAAUCAGUCAUCCGUAACUUCACGCGCCAUAUUCUCAAGGGUCUUGCUUUCUUACAUAGCCAAAAGAUUAUGCAUAGGGAUAUCAAAGGGGCAAAUUUGUUAGUUGAUAUCAAUGGUGUAGUCAAAUUGGCUGACUUUGGAAUGGCUAAGCAUUUGAGUACUGCAGCUCCUAAUCUGUCAUUGAAGGGAACACCAUACUGGAUGGCUCCUGAGGUUGUUCGGGCCACACUUGAUAAAAGUGUAGGCUAUGAUCUUGCUGUUGAUAUUUGGAGCCUUGGUUGCACAAUCAUUGAGAUGUUUACAGGAAAGCCUCCUUGGAGCGGUCUUGAAGGGCCAGCUGCAAUGUUUAAGGUGUUGCGCACGGACCCACCAAUUCCGGAUAAUCUGUCCCCUGAAGGGAAGAAUUUUCUAAGAUGCUGCUUCAAGAGAAACCCUGCAGAGAGACUAACAGCAAGCAAGUUGCUUGAACACCAAUUCAUCCAAAAUUCAAAUCACUACAACCAGCAUGGCUCAAUACAUUCUUUUGCAGGAAUAAAAUCCCCAGAUAUUGGGUACAACAUCGCAAGAGAUAAAAUACCCUGGAAGAGUGAUUCAUGUAUGAGAGGGAAACAUGCAAAUGGUGAAACAAGCAGUGCUCGAUCUUCUGGGUCAUUGGCUUAUCGUUUGACACCCCUACCCAACUUGGGAAUCAAUAGCCUGUCACCUCCACCUUUGAGUUCUGCCUCCAGUUCGGGCUCUGCAGCCCAUACACCGAACGGUAUGCAUUUUUCAAUUGCAUAUCCUCAGCCUAGUCCACUGCCAAGGUCUAACGGGAAGGAAGCAAUAAACUUGUUUUCGCAUUGAAGCACAUCUAUGUGCACACACAUCUGGGCCAAAAGCAGCAUAAGAAUGCACAGUCCUGAGGCAUGUAAAGGACACUACCACGGUAUGAUCACAGCGGAUUGUUGCUGAAUGAGGGAGCCUUGUGACAUGAGUCUAAUGUUUAUUUUCUGGGGAAAUGAUUCCAUUUCCCAUGUAACAUGUUUAUUAGGGUUUAGCUGUAGGUAAAACUAAUGGUCCUAAUUGUGCAGACACAUAGGACAUUAGGUGGGGGGGGGGGGGGGGUUGUUGUAGCAUAUGAUAUGUUGUUGAUGUGAUGUUGUGUAAUGAUCAUGAUCAUAUUUGUAACCAUUCUUGAUGAUUUUGUGGGCCCAAGUAAUAAUGCAUGUCAAUUGGCAAAAGGAGA
Molecule: messenger RNA, 2816 nt
Organism: Phragmites australis (common reed)
Lineage: Eukaryota; Viridiplantae; Streptophyta; Magnoliopsida; Poales; Poaceae
Product: mitogen-activated protein kinase kinase kinase 5-like
Exons: 11
Coding region: 194-2434 (746 amino acids)
Biological process (GO): protein phosphorylation
Molecular function (GO): protein kinase activity; ATP binding
Source: RefSeq, a predicted model, not a curated record